GGCGCGGGUGUCUAAGUUUCAUACUCCAAAGGUGAACGCAGGAGGAGAUUGGGCUGCCAAGCCCCAGCGCUGCCAGCGGCUCUGCCAGGGGCACAGGAAGCCGUUGGCACGGCCAGGGGGAUCUUCAGUCGUCCUCCUGUCAGCUCCAAGCUGCACCGAGUCUCCCGGCUUUGUGGACAAUCUUCACUUUGUACCUCCGCCCAGCCAAUCCUGAACCAGAAAGAACAGCAAUAGACAUACACACGCACACUAAACCAGACAGCAAGGAACAUCGAAACAUCUCACCGAUGUCGAAGAAACGAAAAACUCUUGAAGGAUCUCCGGUCUCAGAAACCUCGCCAUCUUUCGACCCUGGCGAUCAAGACCAAUCUCCGGCAUCAGUUCCCACCUCCGGAUUAAAACGAGCGGGAAACGGAGCGAAGGGAAGAGCCGGCUCCCCGCUUCUCGGGACCGGCUGUCACUGGGGAGACAUGGAGGAGGAGAGAAGGGAGUCUUCCACGGGCUGUUGGUGGAGAUUUGCCAACUGCUUCCUCAACGGUCUGACUGAUGAUAAAGUAAAGUCGUAUUUAUCCCUUCAUUCAAAUGUACUUGAUGAAUAUGUAGCAGAAAAUGUCACUACUGAAACAGUAGAAAGAUGGCUGAUGAAGAAACAGAGCAAGCAAGAUGAUAAAGCCAAUUUUCAGAAUAUUAACAGGUACCUGGACUCUAACAUGCAAGCAGUGGUGUAUGAAUUAAACUCCAGUGUAGAACAGCGGUUGGACCGUGGCAGUGACAACCGACUACUCAUAUUUGAAUUGUGUAACAUCAUAAAAACAGCUACGAUGGCUGAUGGAUUUUCAUUAUAUUUCGUGGGAGAAUGCAACAGUCAGUCACUGUGCCUGUUUACAUCAGCUGGACUGAAAGACCAACAAAAGAAGCCUAUUGCUAUUGAACCUGCUGGAUUUGGCAUUACAGUAGCAUCAUACGUAGCUAAGUUCAGGAAAACAUUGUUAGUACAAGACCUUGCUGAGGAUAGUCGAUUCCCUAAGGGGAUAUCGAUGGACUCAACGUCUCCUAUUCAGUCUGUCCUCUGCUUACCAAUUGUUACUGCCAGCAAUGACUUGUUAGGUGUUUUGGAAUUGUAUCGACAACGUGGCAGAAAUCCCUUUGACAGUGAUCAGCAGCAGAUUGCCACUGCAAACUUAGCGUGGGCUUCAGUGGCAAUACAUCAAGUUGAGAUUUCCAAAGGUCUUGCCAAACAGAGUGAAAUGAAUGAUUUUCUGCUUGAUGUAUCCAAAACCUAUUUUGAUAAUAUACUGGCAAUAGAUUCUCUACUUGAACACAUCAUGAUAAAUGCAAAAAAUUUGGUGAACGCAGAUCGUUGUGCGUUCUUUCAGGUGGAUCACAGUAACCACGAGUUAUACUCAGACCUGUUUGAUGUCGGUGAAGAAGAGGAAGGAAGACCAGUUUUCAAGAAAACCAAAGAGAUUAGAUUUUCUAUUGAAAAAGGAAUUGCUGGGCAAGUAGCACGAACAGGAGAGGUUCUUAACAUUCCUGAUGCCUAUGCAGACCCACGCUUCAACAGAGAAGUAGACCUGUACACUGGGUACACCACACGAAACAUCUUGUGCAUGCCUAUCGUCAGCCGAGGAGUUGUCAUUGGUGUUGUGCAGAUGGUGAACAAAAUGAAUGGAAAUGCCUUUACUGAAGCAGACGAGAACAACUUUAAAAUGUUCGCUGUUUUCUGUGCUUUGGCCUUACACUGUGCAAAUAUGUACCAUAGAAUACAACAGUCUGAGUGCAUUUAUCGGGUCACAAUGGAGAAGCUGGCUUAUCAUAGUAUUUGCACGACUGAAGAAUGGCAGGGCCUCAUGAAAUCUGUACUGCCCAAAUCUAUUAGCAGAGAAAUUGAACAGUUCCACUUUGAUAUCACCCCGUAUGAGGAUCUCUGGCCAACAAUUUUUGUUUAUAUGAUUUACAGCAGCUGUGGAAAAAACAGCUUUGAUAUGGAGAAACUGUGUCGCUUCACUAUGUCAGUAAAGAAAAACUACCGCCGUGUGCCCUACCACAACUGGAAGCAUGCAGUCAAUGUGGCACAUUGCAUGUAUAAUAUCCUGCAAAAGGUUCAUGGGACAUUCUCACAACUAGAGCGGAAAGGUCUUCUAGUGGCUUGCUUGUGUCACGACCUAGAUCAUAGAGGUUACACGAACAGCUAUCUACAUAAGUUUGAUCACCCACUAGCUGCUUUAUAUUCUACCUCCACAAUGGAGCAGCAUCACUUCUCGCAGACGGUUGCUAUUUUGCAGUUGGAAGGGCAUAAUAUCUUCUCCAGUCUGAAUGCUGAUGAUUAUGAGCAGUUGCUUGAAAUCAUUCGGAAAGCCAUCAUUGCAACUGAUCUUGCACUAUAUUUUGGAAAUAGGAAGCAGAUAAGUGACCUGCUACAGGCAGGAGCAUUGGACAUCAACAAUCAAACCCACAGAGACAGAGUGAUUGGUCUAAUGAUGACAGCUUGUGAUCUCUGCUCCGUCACCAAGUUAUGGCCAGUUUGCAGGGCCACAACCGAUGAUAUUUAUGCUGAAUUCUGGGGAGAGGGUGAUGACAUGAAAAGAAUGGGAAUUCAACCUAUUCCUAUGAUGGACAGAGAGAAAGAUGACGAAAUUCCCAGUGGCCAGGUUGUUUUCUUCAAUGGGGUAGCUGUGCCUUGUUACCAUACACUUGCAGAGGUCUUCCCAUCAACCUCUCAACUGCUUAUAUCUUGCAGGGAAAACCUUGCUCAAUGGGAGAAGAUAGCACAAUCAAGUCAAGCUUCACAAGAUAAGGACCAGACUGCUUCCUCAAAGAAUGCUCCUGUAUAAAUUGAGAAUUGAGGGUAUUGGUACUCUAUAUUGAAUGGGAAGAGACCUGUUAUUGUAGGUAAUAAAAUGGCAUUACCUCUUGAGUCCAUGACAAACAUGGCUCCCACUCUAGCUAACAAUACAAGUCAUUUGGAGAAACAGUUUUUAAAAAGCAUCAGAUCUAGCUGCCUUAGCAAUUCUGUUGUAUUUGAAAAUGACUUUUUUUAAAGACAGCAUUUGCUCUUUCUUGUAUGCUGUAUUGCUGUGGCCUUAAUAUUUACUCUGAGACAGGCAGGUACCUUCCAUGUUAUUUUACACUUGGUGUAGCAUCUUCAAAUGUUCUGUGUGUGUCUGAUAUCAUUGUCAAAGAUAGUUUACAUAUUAAUUUGAAUGUCAUGAGAAGAUAGAAUUUGACUGCAUUUUAGUAGUUGUGGUCUUGACAGUGACAGAUAUUGUUGAAGUAUUAAAUACUUGAACUGAUGACAACUGAUGGCCGUUGCAAAUUGCAAAAAUACCAAAAUUUCAGCCAUUCCGAGAUAAUUGCUACUUUUAAGGGAACAGCAAAAUGUCUGAGGAAAUUCAUAGCCGCAUCUCUGUCGGGAUGUUAAUAAAGGCAAGUCAUGGAAUGCAAAACUACUUUGAAAAGCAGGGUAAAGCAAUGGAUUUCACCAGCCCUAUAAUAGACUAGUUAGGGCACUUAUUUUUUUCAUCAUGAAUUGAAGCAGUAGUUGUGAUAAACAAAAAUAGGAUGACCCUGGAUUUAAAAGUAUCUGAACUUGAGUUUGGUAAAUAAUUUACAAAAAAAAAUGCAAGUGAUCAUUUUUUUAUAAAUCUGGACAGUUAUUUUUUGGUUUAUCUGUCUCCAAGAAUGUGGUGAUGGUGGAAAGAACUCUUGAAGAUCUACUUGUCUGCAUUGGUAAUACUUGGACUACAAAUUUGUUAAUAUCUUUUCCCCCUCUUUGUUCCUAAAUGGAUGAAGCAGUUUAGAGAUGGAAGUGGAAAUUUACCCAUUCAGUCAUUGAAUGCCAUACUUGUGUUUUCAGCAAACUAAUUAUUUAGGGUGUUCCAGUACAGGAAGUACCAACUGGUUCACAUGGAGGCUCUACAGUAAACACUAUACCAUUUAAUUGUGCCACCACAAUUAUUUUUGUAGCUAAAGUAGUUGUAUAAUUGAAUCCCAGCUGGAAGAUCCAAUAUCUGAGUAGGUUUCAUCUGAUCCUAGACUUAAGUAACAUAUGAAGCAAGGCAUCGCCUUUGGAAAAAGCAAGUGUGAAACCAUCUGGCUGUCACACCAGGAAGCUCACUUCUCUUAAUAGAUCAAAAGUUAGUACCUGUGCGACAGUACCUACACAGAAGACUUUCCGCAGAAGUGUCUGACUUUUAUGUCUUCUUCAUUCACUUACCAGAAUAUCAUUCAUUGCCAUGGAGCACUUAUAAAUAACAAGACAACAGCACCUCACAAACAGCUGCUGAAAUUGAAUAUUAAUUUUGUGCAGUUAAAAAUAUGAAAGUACAACUUAAGUUAACUGGUUGGUUAGAUUGGAGUAAGAUACAAGUAUGCACUCCCUAAGCCUUUGUGUUUCUAUGAUGUCUAACACUCCUGAAUAAAUAGGGCUGAAUUAUUGCUAACAAGCAUUGCAAAAGAAAUAUUGGCAAUAUGGUCUAGAGAGAGUUUUGCACUCUUCCUCAUCCUACAAUAAUUAUAAGAGAGAAAUUAAAGCUAAUUCACACAUUGCACAGACUAUAAGUACAAUCUUUGCAUAAGUAACUUUACAAUUAUUUGUGUCAACGCAUUGAUCAUUCCAUCAUUGAUAUGACAAUAUAUAAUACCUGCAAAAUGAAGGAAGUCUUUCAAAUUGCAUUGAAUUAUCUGAACUUCAUUUGCAUCCCUAAUAUCCAUUGUGGAAAACCAUACCAUAGAACUGUAAGAUAUGUGAUGGACCUUUGAAAGUACUUCUAAUAUUGUAUUAUAUUGCACUAGUCUAUUCAAGAUUCUAUCAAUAUUAGCUUUAGUUUCUUCUAGAAGUUGUGGAGGAUUUUUUGCACUCUUUGUGUGUGCUUAUUAUAAUGAAUGCUUUGUGUGCAUGUAAUAUGUACAAACAAACUGGAACUUUGUAGCAUAUUACCAAUCACGCCUGCUGCCUAAGCAGCUUCAACAUCACUUGUAAAUACAAGAAGUUGCUGACUGUCUACUUAAUUUUUAUUAUAAAAUGUCAUGUUUCAAUGUAACAAAUAUUAAUAUUUACGCAACUAUACUGCAAGUGAUAUUGGUUAUGUAUAUUUACAAUAUAACAAGAUGUUACUGUAAAUUAAUUUUUACACUGAUUAUAGUACAUUUGGUUUUAAAAAAGUCCAAAAUUUGGAUGGGCUUUUCUAUUAUUAGAGAAGUAAUUCCAGUGUAGAUACAUGUCAAGUAGUUAUGGGAUAUUGUCUGUAAGAGAAAAAAAAUGAAAAAGAAUGCAAGUGCAAUAAUUUUGAGGUGUCUUAAUUUUUGUUUAUAAAUUAUAAAUAUUG
Messenger RNA from Stegostoma tigrinum, 5327 nucleotides. It is a transcript of the gene pde10a, whose product is annotated as phosphodiesterase 10A. The transcript has 23 exons. The record is from RefSeq and is a predicted model, not a curated record. Lineage: Eukaryota; Metazoa; Chordata; Chondrichthyes; Orectolobiformes; Stegostomatidae. Bases 288 to 2834 code for a protein of 848 amino acids. Gene Ontology annotation, molecular function: protein binding; 3',5'-cGMP-stimulated cyclic-nucleotide phosphodiesterase activity. Gene Ontology annotation, biological process: signal transduction; negative regulation of receptor guanylyl cyclase signaling pathway.